AGAUUCUCUGCUAUUGAAAUUCUGAUGUCUCUUGACCGUGGCGGAGGCUUUCGGGGACUUACCGGAAACCAAACUUUUUUUCAAACUUGGUUCGUAGCAUACCCGAAAGAGGAAAAAGAGUAAAGAAGAAACAGUACUGACCUAUGUCUAUGUGCCACAGUUCCUCAUUUCUAAAUAAUCACGACAUGUUACAUUUUAGAUGGUUGUUACUGAAAGGACGCGAAUUAAGAACUUUCCACCCACGAUAAGAUAGACGUCGAGUGUUUUUGUCUACACAUAACGGAUCUUAGUUUUUUAUCAUGGAAGAUGGAGGGAAAGAGGACACAGCCAAGCCUAAAGAGGUCAAGUUGACAGGCAAAGCCGGCUGGUUGAAGAAAUCAUCUGGGAAGAUUUUUGGGACCUACAGGGAUCGCUACAUACGGCUGGAGCACACAGAGAUUGCAGUGUAUGAACAUGAGGACUUGAAGAACUGUCUAGAGAGGUUGGACCUGGAAAAGUAUGAUAAAUGCCAUGAAUUGCGAGGUGGAUUCAAGAAGAAAAACAGACUGAUAUUGAUAAGAUCCUCGAAAUGUGCAAAUAAGGUCCAAGAUGUAAAAUUACAGGCCCAAAGCCAAGAAGACAAGGAAGCUUGGAUCAAAGCAUUUAGUGAUGGCAUCAACAGAGCAAAAAAUAAAAUCUUUGAUGAGGUUAAGAUAGAUGAAGGCUGUUCUUUAGAGCAUGUGACACGCUCACGGCCCAAAGGAAACCGUGGCAGGAGACCACCAACGAGGAUACACAUGAAGGAAGUUGCAAAUGUAGGAUCUGAUGGAAUUCUGAGACUGGAUUUAGAUACUACUGACAGUAAGCCUAAUGGAACGCACCAUGUCAACACUGAGGAUAGUACUCCAAAAGGUGUCCAGACAGAUGUGGUGUCAACAGCUACCAGUGACCCCACUCAGGAUGAGUCCGCGAGUGAAGAACCCAGCCCCCAGAAGAAGGUUUUCAAGCCCCCAAUGCCUCCGUCCAAGCAGAAUAAACCGGUUUCCCCAUCAGAAGAAGAAACUCAUGGAGAGACGACAUCGGACAGUGGGGUUGACACAGGAGCACCACCCACUCCCUGCAAGCCCUGCAGCUCUCAGGAUGAUUUGUCCUCUGAUUCAUCCUCGGUAGACAACAAACCCCCCAAACCUCCAUCUAAAGAGAUGAAGCCCGCUCCUGUGGGUGGAACUGAGGCCAAGGAGACCCGAGAGGGAGAAUCAGGUGUCAAAGACAAGGAGGAGACUGAAGAUAAAACCGAGGAAAUAACUGAGGCCAUUCAACACAAUGAACAAGACCAGCCUACAAAUAUGGACAAUGUUAUUCCAAAAAAGGUCCUGAAGCCUUCAGUUGUAAUGUGGGGUGCACCUCUUGUUGAAACAUCCUCCGAACCAGAAGGGAAAGAAGUGCCUGAAGAAACACAGUCCACCCCAGAGCCAUUAAAAAAAAGCUCUGGCCCACCUGCCCCUCCUAAGAAGAAAUCGAUGAAGUGCCCUGUCAAAUCAGAAGAUGACGAACAGCCUAGUGAGGCUAAGAAAGGUGAAGAUAAUGAAAGCUCUUCAUCUAAGCUCAUCUCUGACUCGGCUGAGACUGAAACUAAUACUCCCUCAAUCUCUCCUGAGCCCUUGGCCGAGGUGGUUCCACCUUCGACCGUCUCAGGACAGAGCGUUGAGCCUUGUGAUCUAUCUGUUGGCAAGGUAGAGCAGGAGGAAGAGAAAUCUAUAGAUAGCGGACAGCACUCGGCAGAGGAAUCAGAGAAUGGAGACGCCACCACAACAUCCACCACUGUGCUGCGGGGCAGUCAGACUAAACUUGAUGGGGACAGCGGUGAGGCUGAGGAGACCGAUUCAUCAAGUGCACAAACACAGAGCAACAGUGAAGAUCCAUCCACCAAUGCCGAGACUCACAACACCACUCAAGAGGGAAGCUGUGGACGUGACUCUGCCCUGGAGUCUAGUGUGCGAAGCAAACCUCAAAUUCUGUCCCCACGCCCUCUCGUACCCCUGAAAUUCAAAUCAAAGAUGAAGUCUAUUUCCAUGGGAGACCUUCUGGCAGAGUGUUCUGAUCAAAAAGAGCAGGGAGACGAAAAUGUUUCUGCCACAUCUGUAGAAAGUGACAUGGAGGAUUUGCAGAGUGAAGUGACUGUGGCGCUUAAGAACACAGGAGAACUUCUGCAUACAAUAUCAGAUAAGCAGACAGCAGAGAAGAAUCAUCAGGGUGAAUUAACAGCAGGGUUGCUGCUAGCCUCAGCCAUGGAGAAGCUCAGGAAAGCUGAAGAGAUCUUAAGUGUGGCCAAGAGUUUCAAAGAGAAAAAGGCCCCAGACAAGGAGAGGAAGCGAAUGAGCUGGUGAUGCUUCUUAAGCAGCUGUUUGGCUUGUGGCUAUUCUUGCUUAGUAUCCAAUUUUAUGCAAGUUUUUUGCUUGUGAUCAAGUGCAAUUUUAAGUCCAUCACUUUGCUAGUAUUUCUAUCUUUGUACUAAGGAUAAUGGCUUGAAAACAAAAUAUUUUAUAUUAUUUAAUGUUUGUAACAUACUGAUAUCAAAUCACUCAUCUGUCCAACAUUUGUCGUGUAUUUCAUAAGGAAUUGAACCUUUAAAAGGGAAUUUCAGGUUUGGACAAUAUAAUCUCCAUCGACUGCUUCAGCAGCCACCUGUUGAUCCCCAAACUCAAUGAUUCCACACACAAAAAUGUCAGUGUAUCCCUCGGUCCUGUAAACGUACUGUUCACUUCACUUGAACAGUACAGUGGAAGCUAAUCGAAAACAUAAAUGAGAAAUGUACACAUAAAUGAAGUAGUUCACCUGCACAAUUCUUCGUUUUAAAUAUACGUUGGACUACUUUUUAGGAAUUGAGACCAUGGUUAAACUCCAGGUACGCCUUUGCAAUGACACGCCACAAAAACAAAGCACAAAGUGCACCCUAGUUUUACUUUCGGCUUUUUCUUCAGUUUGCGGAAUGAAAAAAAAACCUUUGGCAUUCUGAUAUUUUAUAAUGUAUAUGUUUGUUCUCCUUUUCCAUUUUCAUGUAAUGACGUGCGGCAAUGAGAUGUUUCAGAAUGGUUCUUAGUGGUUGGGGACAGUGUGUUGCUAAUGCAGAAGGCAGACAUUACAUUUACACCUGGAAUGUACCUGAAAUAUGUUUCUUUGACAUUUUUUAAGAAAUGCAUUGUAUGUUUGAUUCAUAUUUCCCAUUUUUACACAUUGCAAAUGACCGGUUCCUAUUGACAUUGUGUUGCCCAUAAUUCAAAGCUCAUUCUCUGCUUGUGUACAUUUGUUCACUGUAUUCAGUGAUGAGGGUACAUUACAUAUAUCAAUUUCAACUUCUGCCCAUUUCUGCACCUGUUCUUAUACAAGGCAGCAUUUGUGAAAAACACCAGUAGGUUUACCUCUGCUUUCUUGGUAUCUCCCCGACACUCAUCUCUCUGUGCUGUGGUUAUCACACAGCAGGAUUUAAUUUUAGUGCACAGGAACUUGCUACUUCCUGAGCACUUUACCCCACAGCAAUACAUGUACUCAUACAGGGUAAUGCAUGACAAGUAACAUUUGUUUGUUGCUGUGCAAAACUUUAACCCUAGUGUAAUCAACAAGUCAACGACAGAACUGCUCUCUUUGUUUCACUGUUAACACUGAGAUCAAAUUUCUUUUCUUUGUAUGUACAAUGCAGGGUUUUACUCAAGAAGAGCGUUUGAUAUAACCCAGAUAAUGUAAUGUCCUUUUAUACAGAUGAGUUUCUCUUUAAAAAUGUGGUACAUUCAUGUAUGAUUUGUGACUGCAUUCACAGUACUCGGCAUGUGUGCAUGCAGAGGUUAAACAUAGGCAUCUGGUCAAUUGUAAUGUAAAACAUUAUUGCCUCCAAUCAGUGUUUACAGUGCAACCAGUAACAUUUUCAUCAUUCCUGUGAAUCUGGUUGGCCUAGAACCUAUCCUUUUGACAUAGGUUUAAAACAUUCAAAUAUGUGAAUUAUUUCUUUUGAACAUAAAAGUGUAAAUAAGAAAAUUGACUAAAAAUGCUUAAUAUUUAAGUAAUUAAUCUCCUGACACAUCCCCUUGUCAUAGGUCACUUUGAAUGAGUUUGGUACAAUGGAAGAAGGGAGUGUUAAGAUUGAAAUGUCGGAUAGUCCACUGAUAAUUAGGCUCCCCACUGUUAAACGGCACCACUGUUCAGUGUUUCCUGUAUUAUGUUUUUGACUGUAACAUUGUACAAAAUUGAUUUACUAAUUAAACUAAUGCAGUUUAAAUUUAUGAUCGUGUUAAACCUGCUAAGCAUGUCCUAAAUAAAGAUUGUCUGUACUAAUGAUUA
This is a messenger RNA of Clupea harengus (Atlantic herring), 4311 nucleotides long. It is a transcript of the gene plekho2, whose product is annotated as pleckstrin homology domain containing O2. The record is from RefSeq and is a predicted model, not a curated record. Lineage: Eukaryota; Metazoa; Chordata; Actinopteri; Clupeiformes; Clupeidae. Gene Ontology annotation, biological process: macrophage apoptotic process.